GUGAAACUUAAGAUAUUAUCUAAAUACAGGAGGCGGAGUAACCAUAUAAAACCCUGUUCUGUAAACAUGUCAAGCCAGACAACAUUUCGAUUUCCACCAAAAGAGCUUGUGGUUAAUAGAAGGAAAUGUCUGAAGAGGAUCUUAAAAACUUGUCCUGCCACUUUACGUGGGGAUUGCAAAAGGAGGAUGCUGAUCUUAAUUUCCUUGAAGUAAAAUUCUGUGAAAGGCUGACAAUGAAAUGCGAGUAUGGAGACAAUUUGAAACAUAGUGAUUUGAAUUUUUUUGCCUUCAUCAAACAUUUACAAGGUUUUAAUGACAAGGCACUUAAGAAUCUGGAACUAGCAAAAGAAGAACAUCCAGGAAAUGAACAUUAUUUAAUUGUGACAUAUGGAAACUUAGCCUGGGUGCACAGUCUCAUGGGCAAUGUGCCAGAAGCCAAAACCUGCAUAGAGAAAGUGAAUCAAAUUCUCAAAGCUUUUCCCGCUCCAUCUCCAACAGAGCUUCACAGAGAAGUUCAGAGUGAAAAAGCCUGGUCAUUUCUUAAGUUUUCUAGAAAAUCAUACAUCAGGGCCAAGGAGAGUUUCUAUGAAGCUCUGCAGAAAGAACCAGAUGACAAGGAAUGGAACACAGGCUAUGCCUUUUCUCUUUUCUGUCUGGAGGGAUUGGAGAUUAAUCAGAACAAGCGUUUACGUUUUGAAGAGUCUGCUGCUGUAGUCCAGUUGAAGAAAGCUCUGAUACUGGACCCAGACAAUGCAAUGAUCCAUGUAUAUCUGGGGCUCAAGUGCUACAAGAACCAAAGGAAUGCUGAGGCAUGGGAGUACAUGACGAAAGCACUUACAGUGGAUCCAGAUAACCUCAGUGUUGUUUUGCGUGUUUCAAAGUUCAUGAAGAAAGAGCAGUGCUAUGACAGGGCCCUGGGAGUGCUGCUGAGGAUGCUAGAGAAAGCACCAGAGUCAUCACGUUUACAUCAUGAGAUUGCCAACAAUUACCGCUGGAAAGCCAUGCAGUUGGAAGACAUCCACAAUCCAGUGUUGCUGCGCCUUUGCAUUCAGCAUUUAGAGAAGGGUGCCAGUUUAAAUCCUGGGUUCAUUUACCCACAGUUGGAGCUAGCUCUGAGAUAUGCAGACAUCAAACAAUAUGCUAAAGCAGAGCAGAAGUUCCGUGCGCUCAUUGCUCUUGACCUAAAGCCAAAUGAUCUUCAAGCCUGGCAUCGCAAGUAUGGAGAUUUCCAACUCUACAAGUUGGGUUCAGAGGCAGCAGCGGUUGAGCAUUACAAACAAGGUAUGGCGCUGGGUCGAGUGUCCACUGAAUGGAACAACUGCAGAAACAGACUGAAAAAAGUCCUUUGGCAUGACAGAAGGGAUGCAUACCAGAUCCGGAUGUACUUGGAUUCCUUUAGCAGAGGGAAUAAUGGAGACGCUAAUUAAGAGACAACAUUUACUUCACCUUUCCUUGCUAUACAAGAUGGGUUACUUUGAAAUCUGAAGUUCCACUAAUUAUAAUAUCUAUACUCUCAUGUAACAAAAAUGCGACAAUAAUUUCACCUGAGCUGAAAAAAUAAAUUAAAUCAUUAAUUAUUUGAUAUUUAGUUGUGUCAUUAUUAACACCUUUGUUCUAAACCUGUAUGGCUUUCGUCCUCCUGUGGAACACAAAAAUAGAUGUUAGACACAGGGAUGGAUUACCGACCGGGCCAAUGGGGCCAGUGCCUAGGGGCCCACCAUGACUACUAGGAGGCCCUUGACUGCCCGGGUGUGCAGUUUAGGCUAAUUUUUGUUUGGCAAAUCUAACAACAACACUGUAAUGCUGUAAAAUCAAUAACACCAACAUAUAAAAUAAAAUAAAAAUCACAUAUGAGCUAAGAAAAAUUUUUGCUUUUUCAUUUAAGCGUGACGUCUUCUCAAAGCCCUGAUAUACAAUUUUGUUGAGGGUGCAGGAAUGAGUGAUUUUUAUUUAUUUAUUUUUGUAAAUUGCACAUUACAUAAACAAAGAACAGUGUGCAUUUCAUUACAUAAAUUCAGGAAAAGAUUAAAAAAAAAAAAAAGAUAAGACAGAUAGAUAGAUAGAUAGAUAGAUAGAUAGAUAGAUAGAUAGAUA
This is a messenger RNA of Xyrauchen texanus (razorback sucker), 2094 nucleotides long. Its product is annotated as interferon-induced protein with tetratricopeptide repeats 1-like. Bases 126 to 1427 code for a protein of 433 amino acids. Gene Ontology annotation, cellular component: cytosol. The record is from RefSeq and is a predicted model, not a curated record. The transcript has 2 exons. NCBI's taxonomy places the organism in Eukaryota, Metazoa, Chordata, Actinopteri, Cypriniformes, Catostomidae. Gene Ontology annotation, biological process: defense response to virus. Gene Ontology annotation, molecular function: protein binding.